Molecule: messenger RNA, 1834 nt
Organism: Lethenteron reissneri (Far Eastern brook lamprey)
Lineage: Eukaryota; Metazoa; Chordata; Hyperoartia; Petromyzontiformes; Petromyzontidae
Gene: LYRM2
Product: LYR motif containing 2
Cellular component (GO): mitochondrion
Source: RefSeq, a predicted model, not a curated record
GGAAACGUUCAGGGGACGUUCGGAGGACGUUCGCGGCGGCACUUAUUGACGGUGGCACGCGGGUUGACGUGCAGCGGUUUGCUAAUCCACUGCUGGAUGAACGCCUCCCCACUUGGGCCGUCCAGAGGAACCUCCUAAUGAGUUUCUUCACCGGCAGAGAGUUCUCUCCCUGUACCGAGCGAUGCUGAGAGCCAUCCGCCAGGUGCCCGACCGCCACUACCAGGUGUACCUGCAGGAGUCGGCGCGGCGCGAGUUCAAGAUGAACAAGGAGGAGACGAACGAGGACGCGGUGAGGAUGGCGAUGACUCGGGGGAACGCGCAGCUGAAGGAGCUCCAGAAAAUCAUCCGCCUCUCCAAAGUGCACCGUCAAAUGCAUCGUCUCGAAGAAGUUCACAAAUCUGGGGACCGACAAAGACACCUUCCUCUAUCUUAGCUUCACUUAACCUUGGAAAUUUUCCACGGAGGUACUUGAAAGCUGCUUGUGUUUUGUCCAUGGUUUUGACAAAGUUCUUCAUCUGACCCAGCUUGAUGUGGAAGGAUGGUAACAAAAUCUUCCUUGAUUCAACAAGUGGUGGAUGCUGAACACUUUUCCUCUCAGGCUCCAAUGACUUUCGGAGUAGCCAAUCUAUCUUGAUGUGGUGGGAAUCUCUCGCACGACCAUCCCAUUCACAGAGAGAACGCUGUCUCCCCGACAGACCUGGUCUUCACCUGAGGACGGCUGCUUGCGUUGUGGCCGAAACGUCGUGAGAAUUAUUUUAUUGUUUUAAUUUUAUUAUUUUAUUAUUUCCAUUCUACGUGACUUUACCGAAAAUACCAAGAAGAUGAAUCCCUGCAGUCACGAAAGCUUUAAAUCGAAAUUUAGAACAGCAGUACUUUGUGUAUCCAGACUUACAGACCAAGCAAGAGAGCAACAACCUUCAAAUCGCCACAAAGCUGCCACUGAUGUUGGUCAUAGUUUAUGCACCGCAAAAGUUGUUUCAUGUUGUCAUAGGUUUCCUUCAUAUGGACUGCCUGAUCAACUGGAAUUGAUGGCAGCAAAAGACUGAAAGCCUCCAGUAGAGGGUUUAUUUGGGGGGGGGGGGGGGGUUAGAUCGCGUAAAUAUAUAAAUGUGUCGUUAAAACCCGCCACCACCCGACACGGCCAACUAGUUUGACACGUCGGCUUUCGCGACCAAUAUUCAUAAGAAUGGUUUUUGGGUUAGAUCGCGUUAUUUAUAAAUGUGUCGUAACCCUCCACCACCCGACACGGCCAAUCAGUAAAAAAAAGUGUCACGUUGACAAAAGACAAAAUAGUUCACUACUUUAGCCCACCGGUGUGUUGAAUGAAUCCACAACAUUUACAAUUUUUUAGUACGACGUUUCGUCGGUAACUAAAACCGGCUUUGUUCUUUGCCUUCGAAAUCAAUUAACGGAAUCUCGAUUUCGCUCCCUAAUCCGAGCAGCAGCACCAGCAGCUUUCCCAUUCGUGACAGCCGCGGAUUAAGAGGCAGCUACGGGGGAGGAGGGGGCACACCGGAGACUCGGCGAUAACGAUAUUAAAUAGUUCCACGAUUCGUGACGAUUAUCGCGAUAUCGAUUGUACUAUACUGGACUGGACUAUACUGGACUGUCCUGGGCUGGACUCUACUGGACUGAAGACCCGGAGCAGAAACGGAGGUGCGUUUUUAUUUAAUUUUAUUUUACAGAGAGAGGCGGGCAAUCACGGGCAAGAACAUCGCACGGAAGAUGCAGCUAAUUAUCUCUUUACACCGAUGGACAAUUAACACUGGUAGGAACCUCCUGGUUACACCAGCCCACAGGGGAUUAUUGUGUCCAUCCGUCCGUCGUGCAUCCA